AGAAGCUUUUUUGUAAGCAGGAUAAAGACACACGCACUCAUUGUGCAAAGUGGGAAGCUAACUACCCAGUAGAGAAAAAAAAAACACAGUUAAGUUAGUGCAAAACGAAGAAACAAAACCAAACCAAACCAUUUUCACUUUCCGCUUCAUGUAGAUUCUCCCUUCCUAACUCGUUUACCCGAUUCAACCUUGAUUCGUCCCGGUUCAAGCUCAAACUCCUACUCAUGGCGAAUAACCCUUCCGACGCUCCCGCAGACGAUUUCCUUGAACAAAUUCUCGGCCUCCCGACCUUCGCUUCCGGAGACUCAGGCCUCUCUGCUGCCGAUGUUGGACUCUCCGGUACCACUUCUCCGGCUCCGAUGAUGCUGCAGCUCAACUCUGCCGACGCCAACGCUCACCUCACCGGCGCCGCCUUCCACGCGCCGGUGUAUCAGUUAGGUCUUAGCUUGGACCAAGGCAAAGGAGGGUUCAUGAAGCCCGAGGAAGCCUCCGCUAGUGGAAAGCGCUAUCGCGACGACGUGGUUGAUGGUAGAGCUAAGAAUGUUUUUCAUGGGCAACCCAUGCCUUCUACUAUGCCCUCUGCUCCACAUCCUCCAGCAAUACGCCCUAGGGUGCGAGCAAGAAGAGGACAGGCUACAGAUCCACAUAGCAUAGCUGAACGGUUGCGCAGAGAAAGAAUAGCAGAAAGAAUCAGGGCGUUGCAAGAACUUGUUCCUAGUGUCAAUAAGACGGAUAGAGCUGCCAUGUUAGAUGAAAUUGUUGAUUAUGUCAAGUUCCUAAGGCUUCAAGUGAAGGUUUUGAGCAUGAGUAGAUUGGGUGGAGCGGGUGCAGUGGCACCACUGGUAACUGACAUACCGUUAUCAUCAGUUGAGGAAGAAGGUGGUGAAGGUGCUAGAAACCGACCAGCAUGGGACAAGUUGUCAAAUGAUGGCACAGAAAGACAGGUAGCCAAGCUUAUGGAAGAAAACGUUGGGGCUGCCAUGCAGUUUCUUCAAUCAAAGGCUCUCUGCAUCAUGCCCAUCUCACUAGCAUCGGCAAUUUACCAGUCACAACCACCGGACUCUUCUAGUGUAGUGAAGCCUGAAACUAAUCCUCCUUCAUAGACCUUAGGCACACAUGUUGAGCAAUCUACUAUUGGUCCCGUGACGGGCUCACCUAAUACUGCUGGGACCCACGCCUAACGCAUCAAGUUGCAAUCAAAGUCAGAUGCCAUAAUUCUUCCUUUUUUCCCUUUGUUUCAGCUUUUGUCAAUACAGGGUUCGAUGUCAAUGCCUUGGAAAAUACGAGCAAACCCCUAUCUUGUCUUACCGAAUUUCAAGUAGAGAGGAAGAAAUUGUCAAAAGUUGAAUUGAUAUGCGUCUCUUUUUUUUGUGUCAAAUGGUGGGGGUAGUGGACCAUGAUGUUAAGCGCUUUUGUAGUGGGAUGUGGGACCUUCUAAAAGGUUAGAGUGGUGUGUAUACUUUUAAUAGUGAAGCUGAAAUGAACAAUAGUUGCUUUAACAA
Messenger RNA from Vigna umbellata (rice bean), 1502 nucleotides. Its product is annotated as transcription factor UNE12-like. Gene Ontology annotation, molecular function: DNA-binding transcription factor activity, RNA polymerase II-specific; protein dimerization activity; RNA polymerase II cis-regulatory region sequence-specific DNA binding. Gene Ontology annotation, biological process: regulation of transcription by RNA polymerase II. Gene Ontology annotation, cellular component: nucleus. Lineage: Eukaryota; Viridiplantae; Streptophyta; Magnoliopsida; Fabales; Fabaceae. The record is from RefSeq and is a predicted model, not a curated record.